CGAGUCUGUCCCUGACAUCGAGUCAAUCAGACUGGUUCUUUCGGAAGUUAAAGAGGCUGAUGCCUCGCAUAAGUUUAAUUUCAUUUUAUUUCAACUUAACUAUAUUAGUUCUUAUUUCAUUCAUUUUAAACAGUUGCGCGCACUCUUUUUCAAGUCCACUAAACUCUGCUUCCCUUACAUGUCAACUCAGUUCUCGCCUUAUUCCCUGAAAUCGUGGUGUGAGUACCCGGUGCGGAUUUAAUUUUUGGAAGUUUUCGCUAAUUUUGAGGAAAGUACAUAGAAUUUCCUUUCCAAAAUAGGCAGGAAAAUUAGUGAAUAAUAUUACUGGAGUUUUAAAUUGGAAACCAAACACAAAAAGUAUCUAAAUGUGUUCGGUAGCAGCCAUGCCAGCUGAGCUGAUUUUAGGACAUAGUCCUCCAGUGUACAGUCCUCUGUUGUACAGUUCCCUGAUGGUCACGACGCCGCCGAUGACCAAUAGAUCAGUACCACCUCGAAUACGGCCUUGUAUUUCCUCAGGGUCACUAAACUUAGAUGGAUUAUUGAAGAACAGUAACGAUGUCAUAAAUAAACGGAAAAAGCGAGUAGUGUUUGCUGACGAUCGUGGUAGACCGCUCACUGAGGUUCGAGUGAUGAAAGAGCGCAGCAACGUACCACCCCUCUGGGCAAACAACUUCGUUGCGAAAGUUUUAAAAACUAGGGAAGCCAGUAGUCCCUGCACAAAAGUAUUGUCGAACAGCGGUCAGCAUCCAUGGGAAAUGUGUUUCGCACAACCGGCGAGCGACUACCUCACCUAUCGGCGGAAACUGGACCAAGAAGCAGUCAGUCUGGAGAAUGUCAUCAUCCGCGAGGCUGAUCAGUGUCUCGUUGGUACAGUAAAGGUAAAAAAUAUGGCAUACGACAAGGAAGUAAUCAUCAGAGUCAGUUCAGAUUGUUGGGUUACGCACGAGGACGUUCACUGCAGCUUCGUUGAACAACCCGGUGCCCGUCAGACGACCUUGACCAAUCUUUACGAUACCUUUCGCUUUAAUCUGACCUUGCCUGUCAAUUCGAAUGUCAUCGAAUUUUGCGUGCGAUAUCGCACUGAUGGUUCGGAAUUUUGGGACAAUAACGACUCCAAAAACUAUAUCGUCAAAAAAAAACAAGAGGUCGUGCUGGUAUUGAACCAUGCAGAUAUGAAUAAUGGAGAUGCAGCGCUGAUGAAGGCGAUGUCCCACCGGUCAAACAUCAACGAUGCAAUGAAAGUGAAUAUACCAACAUGGAGUGAAUUUGCAUCGUGGCAGCAUCUUUCUAAUGAUGCACCUUAUUGGUGAAUCCCCCUAUGCCAUAUGAUCGAUAUCUUCACGAUUAUCUAAGACGCAUCGAAAUAUUUUAAUCGAUUAUUGCCUUCAAUCAUGCAACCGGUGAAUAAAAUCAGGGAUGCGCGGAUGGUUAGAAAAAAGGUAUCUGGUACCGAGUUGCCUCGAAAUGUGUACGGGAAUCGAUUCAGGACUUCAGUAAAGGAGAGAAGAUACCUAUAAUAUAGAAGCAAGAACCGAUAAAAAGGGGGAAGUACAAAAAUGACUUUGUGUUUAAAGAGGCGACUAUGAGGGCUCCUAAGAAUUUCCAAAAUAUUAGGAAUUUCACUGGCUGUGGUUCAAAAUCCAAAAGCAAGGAGCCUUAAAGUA
This is a messenger RNA of Belonocnema kinseyi, 1664 nucleotides long. It is a transcript of the gene Gbs-70E, whose product is annotated as protein phosphatase 1 regulatory subunit 3C. Gene Ontology annotation, molecular function: protein phosphatase 1 binding; glycogen binding. Gene Ontology annotation, biological process: regulation of glycogen biosynthetic process. Gene Ontology annotation, cellular component: protein phosphatase type 1 complex. Bases 366 to 1310 code for a protein of 314 amino acids. The record is from RefSeq and is a predicted model, not a curated record. The transcript has 4 exons. Lineage: Eukaryota; Metazoa; Arthropoda; Insecta; Hymenoptera; Cynipidae.